UGAUAGUCGAUUCGCAAUUUAAUAUGAAGACAGUUUAUUUACAAUUGACCUUCAUCGUUUUGGUCAUUUCUGUAUUUGGUCAUAAAAACAGAAUCGGGUCAAAUACUAAGAAAGAAGGCGAAAACUUAAAUAUUACAGGCGUGCAGUUCAUGAUAGCAGUAAAUGCAACUUAUCAAGGAGAACAUGGUUGUAUUGCUUCUGUUCAAACUCCCUGGCUGCAACCAGGAAAGAAAUGGAAUGAGACAAAGCCGAUAAAAGUAGAGAGUUGUGACAAGGGAAAAAUGAUUUACCAAAUUAUUCCUGCAACUGACGGAAAAAGCAAAGUUAGCAUCAACGUGACUUUUUUCUCCUCUGAUGUCUUGGAUGCUGAGCCACCAAUGUGCCAGAUCCCAUUUAAUGGAACCUUUCUCCUUCCUGGUCCAGAUGGUUAUGAUGACGAGCUCAUGCCCAAUUGUUUUGUCCAAGAUUCUCGAGAAGGUGUAUUGGGGUUGUCGUGUAACUUUGACACUGGCCCCUGUGAGUGGUUUCCUGUAAAAGGCAAUUUAGUUCAGUGGAAAAUUGGCACAGGAAGUACCCUGGAUCCAUCAUCAGGUCCAGACGGCGACCAUUCGUCAACAGGAAAUGGCCAGUACCUUUAUAUAGAUGGUCAUGAGUUCUUCAACUCCUCUCUGGUAGCUGAAAUAAGAAGUCCCGAAUUCUACAUUCUGGACAACGCUACCCUCUCUUUCUGGUACCAUAUGAAUGGGGCGGGUGUUGGUGAACUGAGAGUUAUAUUUGUGGACCGAUACGAUAACAAAAAGGUUGUCUGGACCAAAUCUCGUAGACAAGGACCAGGGUGGCACCAGGCUAUUCUUGCCCUAGAUGACCUCACUGCCUACGUUAUAUUUGAAGGAUCAACAAGACUCCAUUAUUCUUCUGAUAUCGCCAUUGAUGACAUUUCUGUUUCCAAGGAACCCUAUGAAUUAACACACAGUCCAUUAUUUACAACCAUAACUUCAACACAAAUGACGUCAACUUCAUUAAUACCAAUAAUUCCACUGGUUACACUUGAUUGUACCUUCAACAGAGGUAUGUGUUCUUGGCUUCAGGAUUCCAGGGACCAGUUGGAUUGGCAUAGGUGGUACGGAAGCUCUCCUGACUUUACUUCCGGUCCAAAGAUUGAUCAUAAAAAUACAACGGAUUUCUACUUACUACUGAAAGGCCACGAGGCACGAAACAACACUUGGACAGCCCGUAUGUAUAGUCCUUAUGUCAACAUCGAUAGCCCAAGGAACAUGACUUUCUGGUAUCAUAUGAAUGGCGCCAACAUUGGACAUCUAAAACUAUAUCGCGAGUUUGCUGAUGGAACUAAACAGCAACUUUUUAUUAAGUCGGGGAGACAGAGUUCUGUUUGGGAGCAGGCGCAUAUAACGCUUCCUGUUGGUUUUUAUAAGUUGGUUUUUGAGGCCGAUGCAGCUCAUCACUACAGUAGCGACCUUGCAAUAGAUGACAUCCGUUUACAUGGUGGUUUACCAAUAGUAGGAUAGUAUGCUUCAUUUAAAUAACUGGAAAUUGUACUUAAUUACAUUAUAACUUAUCAUGUACUUGCAUGACACUUCGC
This is a messenger RNA of Saccostrea cuccullata (small rock oyster), 1600 nucleotides long. RefSeq names its product MAM and LDL-receptor class A domain-containing protein 1-like. Gene Ontology annotation, cellular component: membrane. The record is from RefSeq and is a predicted model, not a curated record. The transcript is spliced from 10 exons. Lineage: Eukaryota; Metazoa; Mollusca; Bivalvia; Ostreida; Ostreidae. The coding region runs from base 24 to 1526 and encodes 500 amino acids.